AUGGCUUCUGUAGCUAGAGGCAGACCGUCGCGCCGCGCGGCUUCGCGACGAACAUCCUACAUCGAAGAAGUUUCCGAAGAAGAGGAUCUCGGCAAUGUCACACCCACGCCAUCUCACUCCAACGCAGAGGACGAUGAAGAGAAUGAGUACACACCUGUGGCACAGAAACCAAUUCCCAGGCGAGGCGGUCGACGGAAAGCAUCAGAAGCACCAUCACAGCCUCCUAAACGGUCGGCGCGAGGUGGACGGAGACCGAAAACCACCGAACCCACCCCGCAACCGCAAGAACAUGAAGAGCCAUCCACUGUCGCAGAGACUGUGGAGCAGGAGAAUGAGGAGGACGAUGAGGAAGCGACGAUAAUAGCAGCUCAGGAAGGGCCUGAAUCGCCUUCUGAGAAGGUUCACGCAGCGCAGAAGAGGAAGAGGGCUGCAAGUUCCCGUAAGAGCCGUGAUUCAGCUACGCCAGCCGCAGAACUAUCCUCACUUCCUACUCCUUCUCCUUCAGCUUCGCCCGAAGCGUCCUCGCGAUCCCAUCGAGAAUUCAGUAGCCCGCUCUCCGAUAUCACGCAAUCUGCUGUCAAUAAAUCACCUGCCCCGACGAAAACCGAUGCCGAAGAACAAAAGUCCCAGAUCUCGAUCAUCAACUCCCAGUCAACCAACCUCGAAAAGCCAAUGGAUAUUGUCUUGAAAUCGCGGUCCUUGGGUAUCCCUGUCGCCGAAGAAACCAAUACUCCACACGCACGUAUGGUAAUCACUCACCUUGUGCUUACUAACUUUAAAAGUUACGCGGGCAAACAGAUUGUCGGACCCUUUCAUGUAUCGUUUUCAUCUGUUGUCGGCCCCAAUGGUUCCGGAAAGUCUAACGUCAUCGACUCCCUACUCUUCGUAUUCGGAUUUCGCGCCAGUAAGAUGCGCCAGGGAAAGAUUUCCGCCCUGAUUCACAACUCCGCCAGGUUUCCCGACUUAACCUUCUGCGAAGUUGAAGUACACUUCCAGGAAAUCAUGGAUCUUCCUGGUGGCGCUCACAAGGUCGUUCCCGAUUCCCAAUUGGUGGUUUCUCGCAGAGCGUUCAAGAACAAUUCCAGCAAGUACUACAUGAACAAGAAGGAGACGAACUUCACUACCGUAACCACGUUCCUCAAAGAUCGCGGGAUCGAUCUUGAUCAUAAGCGCUUUCUCAUCUUACAGGGUGAGGUUGAAUCGAUUGCGCAGAUGAAACCCAAGGCCGGUAAUGAGCAUGAAGACGGUCUUCUGGAAUAUCUGGAGGAUAUCAUCGGCACUUCGAAAUAUAAGACGCCCAUUGAAGAAGCAGCCGCCGAAGUUGAAACCUUGAACGACGUUUGUGUCGAGAAAAACAAUCGGGUCCAACAUGUUGAAAAGGAAAAAACUGCACUCGAGGAUAAAAAGGACAAGGCUCUAGCUUACAUCCGAGACGAGAAUGAUCUUACUAUGAAACAAUCUGCUCUGUAUCAGGUCUACAUUGCAGAAUGCGAGAAUAACAACAAGGUCACCGAGGAAGCUAUCAUGCAAAUGCAAGAGUUGCUCAACAUGGAAUUGGAGAAGCAUGAAGGAAAUGAGUCUGGAAUAAAGGAGAUCGAAAAGAAAUACAAGCGUGUGACCAAAGAAUAUGAAAGCAUGGAGAAGACUACUCAGGCAAUGAUCAAGGAAAUGGCGAAAUACGAUAAGGAGGCUGUCAAGUUCGAAGAGAAGCGAAAGUUUUUGACAGGCAAGCAGAAGAAACUCGACAAGACUUUGCAGACUAGCCGGUUGGCAUCAUCAGAGUGCUCGAGUCUCGUCGAGAAGCAUGCCUCGGAUAUCGAGAAGAAGUCAGCGGAAAUUGUCCAGCUUGAAGAUGAGAUGAAGACGGAGGAAGAAGAGCUUGCAUCAAUCAGAGAAAGUUUGAAAGGCAAAACACAAGGUCUCUCGGAUCAAAUUGCCGCCAAACAGAAAUCCCUUGAGCCAUGGAACGCCAAGAUCAAUGACAAACUUUCUUCCAUUGCUGUCGCUCAAAGUGAACUUGAUAUCCUCCAUGAACGGGGUAAUGCGGGUGCGAAAGCCCUAGAGGAAGCUCAGGUCCGCGUUUCCACGAUCGAGGAAAGCUUAGCAGAGAAGGAAUCGGAACUUGAGGAAAAGCAUCAGGAGAAGACUCAGCUCGAAGCUGAAGUCGAAUCACUGAAGAAAGAUCUCAACAAGCUAUCUCAAAAGGAACCUGAGCUUCGCUCUUAUGUGUCCAAUGCACGGCAAAAGGCAGAAGAGGCUCGAGCAAGCCUGGCUAGCACGCAAAACAAAGGCAGUGUUUUGUCCGGUCUCAUGCGACUCAAGGAAUCCGGCCGUGUUGAAGGAUUUCAUGGUAGACUAGGCAAUCUGGGAACAAUUGAGGAGAAGUAUGAUGUCGCUAUUUCGACCGCCUGCCCGCAGCUUGAGAAUAUGGUGGUCGAUACCGUGGAAUCAGGCCAACAAUGCAUUGAUUAUCUACGCAAGAACAAUCUUGGUCGAGCCAACUUCAUUCUCCUUGACCGUUUGCCUAAGCGAAACAUGUCUACGAUCUUCACACCAGAAAGUGUGCCACGACUCUUCGAUCUGGUCAAACCCAAGGAUGCCAAGUUUGCCCCAGCCUUCUACAGCGUCUUGCAGAACACACUCGUUGCCAAAGAUCUGGAACAAGCCAAUCGAAUCGCUUAUGGCGCUAAGCGAUGGAGAGUGGUCACUCUCGAUGGACAGCUGAUUGACUUGUCUGGUACUAUGAGUGGUGGAGGAACGCGUGUCGCUAAAGGCGGCAUGUCCUCAAAACAAGUUGCCGAAACUUCCAAGGAACAGGUUUCCAAAUUGGAAUUUGACCGCGAUGAGUGGGAGAAGAAGCUUCAGCUAUUUCAAGACAAACAACGUCAGGUGGAGACAUCGCUCCGUCAAAAAUCCGAAGAAAUUCCCAAAUUGGACACCAAGAUACAGAAGAUUGGCAUUGAGAUAGAAAGCGGCAAGCGAAGUCUCGUCGAUGCCCAGCGUCGUAUGAAAGAACUCAGCGUCGAACACAAACCGUCCAAGACAGACGAGAACCGAGCGAAGGCAUUGAAUCAGCAGAUCAAGGCACUUCAACAGGAGGUUGAGAACUUGCGACAAGACAUGGCCGGCAUCGAGGAAGAGAUCCAAUCUCUCCAAGCUAAGAUCAUGGAAGUCGGUGGCGUCCGUUUGAGAAGUCAGAAAGCCAAGGUGGACAGCUUGAAGGCCCAGAUCAAUCUUCUGUCAGAAGAGAUAUCGAACGCAGAAGUCGCGAAAUCGAAGAAUGAGAAGCUCAUCAAGAAGCACGAAAAGGCACGCUUGGAAGCCGAAAAAGAUAGCGAGCAGUUAAAUGCUGAGAUUGAACGAUUGGAGGAAGAUGUCAAGAACCAGGCAAACGACGCUUCGGGUUCGAGACAACAGGCGGAGGACGCUCAAGAGGCACUUGAGACGAAACGUGGAGAAAUCAAAGCCCUCAAGCAGGAGUUGGACGAGAAGACGGCUGAAUUGAAUGAAACACGUGCUCAGGAGAUUGAAAUGCGGAACAAACUGGAAGAGAACCAGAAAGUGCUCACUGAAAAUCAGAAACGUAGUCGAUACUGGGAGGAGAAGCUUUCAAAGUUAUCAUUACAGAACGUCAGCGACCUUGGUGAUGCGCAGGAAACGGCGGAGUUGCAGGCAUUCACUGCUGAUGAGCUGGCAGAUAUGAACAAAGAGUCACUCAAGGCUGUAAUUGCAGCGUUAGAGGAGAAGACACAGAAUGCAUCGGUCGAUUUAUCUGUUAUUGAUGAGUAUCGUCGCCGUGUUGCUGAGCAUGAGACGCGCUCUGCAGACUUGAAUGAGUCACUGACAGCUCGUGAUGCUGCCAAGGCCCGCUUGGAUGGCCUUCGUUCCGCUCGUCUGACCGGAUUCAUGGAAGGCUUCAGCACGAUUUCACUACGUCUCAAGGAGAUGUACCAGAUGAUCACAAUGGGUGGAAAUGCUGAAUUGGAGCUUGUAGACUCAUUGGAUCCUUUCUCUGAAGGAAUUCUCUUUUCUGUCAUGCCACCGAAAAAGAGCUGGAAGAACAUCAGUAACCUGUCCGGAGGUGAAAAGACACUGUCCAGUCUGGCCUUGGUGUUUGCUCUCCAUCACUAUAAACCAACUCCGUUAUAUGUCAUGGACGAGAUUGAUGCCGCCUUGGAUUUCCGAAACGUUUCUAUCGUUGCUUCAUAUAUCAAAGAACGGACCAAGAACGCCCAAUUCAUCGUCAUUUCUCUUCGAAACAACAUGUUUGAACUUGCUUCCCGCCUUGUUGGUGUAUACAAGGUCAACCACAUGACUAAGAGUGUCACCGUCGAAAAUCGUGACUACAUCACAGGUCGAUCUUCUUCGACGACAGUCGCGCCAACACAGUCGUGA
Messenger RNA from Talaromyces marneffei, 4395 nucleotides. RefSeq lists its product as uncharacterized. NCBI's taxonomy places the organism in Eukaryota, Fungi, Ascomycota, Eurotiomycetes, Eurotiales, Trichocomaceae. Gene Ontology annotation, molecular function: protein binding; ATP binding. The record is from RefSeq and is a predicted model, not a curated record. Bases 1 to 4395 code for a protein of 1464 amino acids. The transcript is spliced from 4 exons. Gene Ontology annotation, cellular component: chromosome. Gene Ontology annotation, biological process: mitotic chromosome condensation.